CAGAGUAGUGAUGCUGGAUGGGCGGGCAGGUGCGGGCAGCGAUCGGUUGAAGAGUAUGCAUUUAGUUUUAUUUGCAUUUAAGAGUAGUUGGAGGCCACGGAAGUAGAGUUGUACGGCAUUGAAGCUCUUCUGGAGGUUAGUUAACACAGUGUCCAAAGAAGGGCCAGAAGUAUACAGAAUGGUGUCGUCUGCGUAGAGGUGGAUCAGAGAAUCACCAGCAGCAAGAGCGACAUCAUUGGAUGUAUACAGAGAAAAGAGUCGGCCCGAGAAUUGAACCCUGUGGCACCUCCAUAGAGACUGCCAGAGGUCCGGACAACAGGCCCUCCGAUUUGACACACUGAACUCUGUCUGAGAAGUAGUUGGUGAACCAUUUGAGAAACCAAGGCUGUUAAGUCUGCCGAUAAGAAUGUGGUGAUUGACAGAGUCGAAAGCCUUGGCCAGGUCGAUGAAUACGGCUGUACAGUAUUGUCUAACAUGUCUGAUAUAUACUGCCGGAAUCUUUACUUUCCAUACAUCAAAACAGAGAAUUGCAUAGACAAUCUUUGUGCACCCAAAAUGUCACAUUUUCAUAUUUUUUCAGUUAUCAUAUUUUUUAGCAGUCAAUUGACUGCUUCCAUGUGCAUGGCAUAAGAGAGAACUCUUUCUUUGCCCAAAAUGCCACUGGUUAACAAAGCAGAAGUAAUACUUUCGUUCUUUACCAUACUAUUCAAAUUGUGUCCAUGUGAUGGAAUCCGUUUGCUUACCAUUCGUUAUUUGCUUGUGUGGGACUUUCCUAGCAUAUAUUUUCAAACACUACAGUCAGGUCCAUAAUUAUUGGCACCCUUGAUAAAGAUAAGCAAUAAAGUCUAGAAAAUAGCUAUAUUUUCAUGUCAUCUGUCCAUAGCUCUGGUUCCAAGUCCUGAUGCAGUUUGUCGACCUCCAGGCAGGGUUGGGCCGAUGACAUGAAAAUAAAGCUUUUUGGCCACGCACACCAGUGGUGGGUUUGGCGUUGACAGUAUGCAGAAAAGUACCUCAUUCCUAUGGUAAAAUACGGUGGUGCAUCCUUGAUCCUUGUUAAGGUCAACUACAUCAGAACCAGUCCCAGGACAUUUGACCCAAGAACCUGGUUGCCUCUGCCAGGAGGCUGACACUUGGCCACAAGUGGAUCUUCCAGCAAGGCAAUAACCAAGCACACAUCACAAUCCACCAAGAAAUGGUUAAUUGACUACAAAAUCAACAUUUUGCAAUGGCUGUCUCCGGACUUGAACCCAAUUGGUUUGAAUUGAAGAGGGCAGUCUAUAAGAGCAGACAAAGGAUAUCAAUGAUCGGGAAGGAUUCUGUAUGGAGGAAUGGUCUAAGAUCCCUCCCAGUGUGUUCUCCAACUCAUAGAAUAUUUGAGAAGAAUACUGUGUUAUCCUUGCAAAGAAUGGGUGCUGGAGUACUGAAAGAUUUGUAUUACUUGUUAAACAAUCCAUUUCUUUAUGCUCUUCUAUUAGUAUAAUUCGUAAAAAAAAAAUUUUUGCUAAUAUUUAUGGUUUGACUGUAUGAAAUGUUAACAUAUGUGCAGGUAAUUGAUGUGCAUUUAGACGUUACUGCUAGAUACAGGGGACACGAGGUUAUACAACAAGGUCAUUUUUUUCUGUCUUUAUAUAAUUGGAAAUAUAGACUCAUUAACAUGCACAGAAUUGUUUGAACGUCAUCUAUAGCGAAAAAUCAUAAAAUAUCACUGCUUUCUGUUAUACCAGACAGGAGAAAAAGCUACUCAUUAUGCAAGUCCUGUCGAUUGAAAACAAUUACUUCAGUUGCCUUGGGACUGCACAUGCACAGAGAUAACAGAAAGGCUCUUCAUAUGAUGUAAGAAAAUUAACAUUUGAAAUCAAUGUAAACUAACUGAUCUAUUUUGAUAAUAAAGACAUUAACAUAUGUUCCUUUUUGUUCACUCUUGUCUCAAAGAAAUCAGCUUUGGACCUGGUUUCUGACAAUUAAAAUGUUUUCUUUAUGUCAUAGCAUGUAAACAGUCAAAUUACUAAUAUACAACAUGGGCCAUACUUUGGUAUGACAAAUAAUUGACAGUUCAUUGCGACUAUACCAGCUGCUUUUGAAGUCAAAGACAGUAUUGUUAUUUUGAACUUUAAGUCCUAGUACCACCUGCCUCUUCCCAUGGCCAGACCACCGUGUUGUAAAUGAUUAAUACUGAUAACAGUAUGGAGACACCAUAUGGGCACCAUUUUGGAGGCGUGAGUGAGGAAGGCUAUAAGAGUUCACUGCCUUUGUUCCAUCCCUUCUGUGGAUGAGACUGACUUCUGUCAACAUGACUACCCCUCUGUUCACUGCUCUUUCCUUCCUGGCUGUGCUGGCCCUUGGGUCAUGUCUAGCUCUCUUGCCUGAGGAGCAGCCCUAUGUGGAGCGUGCUGGUAUCCAAUACAGCGCUAGGCCUUACACCUCCCUCCUCACCGUGCCCAAUGGAGAGCAGUUUGGGAACUGGACCUGGCCCGAGAUGUGUCCCGACAAGUUCUUCGCCGUUGGGUUCAUGGUCCGGGUGGAGUCCGAACAGUACGGUCUGGACGACACUGCCCUGAAUGGCAUUCGCUUGAUCUGCGCUAAGGACGAAGAUAGGAGCUUCUUGUACACCAUUGAGUCUCACACUGGAUUCUUUGGUGACUGGUCGGACCCCCAGUAUUGCCCCAGGGGUGUGCUGACUUCCUUCCAGCUGCGUGUGGAGCCCCACCAGGGUCUGUUCGGUGACGACACAGCCGCCAACAACGUCAGGUUCCGCUGCAGCAGCAACCCCACCCUCGCAGGCGCCGGCCUGGACUACGGCGAGUACAGCCUCUGGAGCCAGGAUUGUGGCGAUGGAGGAAUCUGUGGCAUCGAGACCAAGAUGGAGGAAUACCAGUACGGUCUGGAUGACUCAUCUCUCAAUGACGUGCGCUUCCACUGCUGCGCCAAACUCCAGCAGUAAUCAUCUGAGGGAGAUACCUCUUCUGGACCAAUCUCAACCAACCAACUGGCCCAGACCUGUCAACACACAGGCUCUGACCCAUGGUCCAUUCAAUCCAAUCUACACCCAAUAUCUGAAUCUGCCACUGGUUAAAACCUAAUAAAUCAUUCAACUGUC
Messenger RNA from Oncorhynchus kisutch (coho salmon), 3097 nucleotides. It is a transcript of the gene vmo1b, whose product is annotated as vitelline membrane outer layer 1 homolog b. NCBI's taxonomy places the organism in Eukaryota, Metazoa, Chordata, Actinopteri, Salmoniformes, Salmonidae. The transcript is spliced from 4 exons. Bases 2270 to 2941 code for a protein of 223 amino acids. The record is from RefSeq and is a predicted model, not a curated record.